UCCGACGGCCAGAAAAUGGUCGCCGUCGACGGUGAUUAGAUGGAUUUUUCCCCUCACGUCUCCUCGCGCUUUUGACGUUUUAGCGGUAUUCUGUGGCGUAGUUGGUCGAUUGAAUAGAGUGUCCGAGCAGCCGAAGAGGCCUCAGACUCCCCGUGAACUCCGGAAAUAUCGUCCCCGGCUUUGAUCCGACAAAAGUGUCAGCAUGAGUCAACCGAAGAGAAGUAAGGACAUUACGAAUAAGGACAUCUCGGAGUUGGAUGUUUCGAAAGAAGCCAAGAGUUUCAUCGAUAAAAUUCUCGGUGAUGUCAGCAAGACUUCGGCCACCAAACAGAUCAUCAUUGGCACCACGUCAGGAUGGGCGACUGGCUUUUUGGCGAUGAAAGUCGGCAAAAUCGUUGCAUUCUCGGUGGGCGGUGGCAUAAUAAUGCUGCAAAUAGCAGCUAAUCAGGGAUAUAUCAACGUCAACUGGGACAAAAUCCAGAAGAAAGCUGAAAGAAUAUCCGACAAAGUCGAGGAAAAAAUCACUGGAGAGGGGCCCAACUUCAUGGAUAAGGUCGACAGAUUCGUCGACAAGAAGUUGGACAAAGCCGAGCAACUGAUGAAGAACGGCCAGGCGAAAUCCCGUCGUUGGUAUCAGUCCCUGACCGGUGAAAAUGGCUUCAGACCCCGUGAAAUUCACUUCUUCCUCGCAUCCUUCGCAGCGGGCAUUGCGAUUGGCUGUGCAUCCGCCAACUAGGUAAUGGAUUGCUGCACCUUGAGUGUCAGCGAACAACCCAGCGUACGUGACCCACCCGUGGACACAGCAUCAGUGACAAUUAAACGAGACGCCUACAUCGACGAGAUGAUAGAAGAGCUGAAGGUCAAGAUAAUAGAGAUGAGGCAGUUGUUCACUGAUUUCAUUGAGUCAUUGCCAUUUUAAACACUUGGCGAGACGAAACGCUGGACUCGCUGGACUCUCAUCAGUGAAAAUAAACGAAUUAUUCGCUGAUGAGGGGAUUGUUAUCCUCGAGAUGCAGCAAUCAUUGCUCUUGGUAGAUACUCUCAUAUUAGAUCACCUAGUGGAGUAAUCGUCUAGUAUUAUCGAAGUCAUUGUUGAGGCACAUAAACACGAGUCUAGAGAUGUGACCAAUGGAGUCAACAGUACUUAUUUUAUUUAUUUUUGAGGGAUGAUGUUUAUUCGACAGCUUCAAUGUCUCUGGGAAUAUGCGGAGAAAUGCGUGAGAGUAUUUUUUAUUCUAUUCCAGUUUCUCAUGCUAUGCCUCAACUAUUCAAUGCCCAUUCUCACUCUGAUGAAAGUAAUUUUCGUUUUUUAUAUCGUGAAAUGAUGGGGUAGUGUUCUCACUCUCGAAUCGUGAAUAUAUUGAUGACUGAUAAAUAAAAUCAUCUCAGCAUCCAACUCCAGAAUGUUUUUCGAUAAAUUUGCAUUUGAAGUGAUUUUUUUCGGAGAUUUUUUUGCAUUAAAAUUAAUCGAAUCCCUAGUCACACUCCACCAAACGAAUUGUACCGAGUUGAUAUUCUGUCUUUUUACUCGAAUAUGUCGGGGUCAUUUUCACUAGUAGCUUAUUGAUAGGCAGAGUAAUAAUUCAGUGUAAAAUAUUAUCUUCUGCCCAUGUAAUCGAGUUGUAUAUCGAUGUAGAAUUAACGAUUGUUGAAUAGUAAGUUAAUUUGGGUCAAUCGUGAUGAAUUGUACGAGAUUUAGGGGGUAAUCAGUUGUGAGGUGAUGAUUGAGGGGGAAAUGAUUAAAAUGCUUUAUGAAUUUGAAAAAUA
Diachasma alloeum is the source of this 1767-nucleotide messenger RNA. RefSeq names its product FUN14 domain-containing protein 1. Gene Ontology annotation, biological process: autophagy of mitochondrion. The transcript is spliced from 4 exons. Lineage: Eukaryota; Metazoa; Arthropoda; Insecta; Hymenoptera; Braconidae. Bases 203 to 736 code for a protein of 177 amino acids. The record is from RefSeq and is a predicted model, not a curated record. Gene Ontology annotation, cellular component: mitochondrial outer membrane.